CAUAGAAUGACAGAACAAGAAAACAAGAAGUAAUCAUUUCAUGAUUUCGAAAAAUAGUGACAUUUUUGACAAGGAACGGAACAAGAACCGUUGAAAUUCAAAUUAUUCAUAUAAAACGUCAGUGAAAAACACAGACUUUCUGAGCUUCGUAUAUUAAAAUAUAGUUGUGAAAAAAGUAAAAGUUAAAAGUAAUUGCUUUGUGAUAAAAAGCGGUCAGCCAUUAGGAUAUUUUUAAACAUACUGCUCUAAUAUGGAUAAUAUCGAAGACCUUACAAAGAAAUAUUUGAAACUCAAAGAAGAAAAUGAAAAUACCAAACAAGAAUUGCACGAGUGCAAAAGAAAUCUCAAAAUUAUGCAUUCCACCCAACAAGAUUACAAAAAUGAAGUUGAUAUGCUUCAAUCGGAAGAAAUUAAACAGAAGCAAAAAUAUCAGGAAAUUAUCAGACAGCUUGAACAAAACAUUAAUGAUGUGAGAUCUAAACAUAGCGAAGAAAUACAAAGUCUUGAAGACACGAUUGUGAAAAUGGAAGAAAAAAUCGAUAAGUUAAAGUCGGAGUUAUACGUUUUUAAGGAUGCCAACAUUACUCAUUUUCGAGGAGAUACCAGCAGUUUAAUACAAGAGAUUUUAUCUGAGCCACCAGAAUUUUACGAGAAUCAAGAAUUAAGAGUAAAAUUACAGGAAGUAACGGAUGCCAACAAGGCGUUAGAAGAGAAAGUACAGGAAUAUGGCAGAGAAUUGGAAAAUUUACAAGAAAGUUAUGAAGACAAAAAAUCUCUAUUAAAUGAAGCAAAUGAAAACAAUGUAUUUUUAGUUGAUGAAAAUGCAAUUCUUAAAAGUGAAUUAGAUAUAUUAAAAAGCAAACCUCUCAAUGAAGACAGCAAAGGAAAUUCACUAUUCGCAGAAGUUAAUGAUAGGAGGGUUUACUUGCAAGAUCAAAUUAAUAAAAUGAAACCAACUUUUGUGGCAAUGGCACAAGAAAAAGCACAACUUCAAAACAUUGUUCAUCACCUCAAAAUAGAAAAUUUAAGACUAUUAGACAAGUGGAGUGCUGAUAUUGACGAAAUUGAUGAUGAUGCAGCUGAAAUUCAAAGCUCUUUAAGGUCAAGAAAUAACGUUUUGGAAAAAUUAAAUGAACAAUAUGUAAGAGAAUUGGCAGAGAAACAAUGGAUUGUUAGCAAAAUUGGUGCUCAGGAAAUAGAAUUUUUUGAAAAGAUGUUAAAUGAUAAAAAGACUGAAAUCAAAUUUUUGAGAGAAGAAGUACUAAACAAAACUUUAGCCCAAAUGUCAUUUGCUAAAGAAUUGACAGAAGCAAGGAGGGAAAAGAGGAAAUGGAGGCUGGAAGCUAUGAUGAAACAGCACGAGCUAGAGCUCCUCCAAAGAACAGAACAAACAUAUAGCAGUAAUAAAAACAAGGAAAAAACUGAUAUGGAUAUCGAAGAUGUAGAUCAGAAUUACAUAUAUAAAAGAGAUAGUAAAAUGCCAAAAGAAAGGUUAUCUGAUGUUAAAGAGGAAGAGCAGUAUGAUAUUGAAAACUUAGAUUGUCAAUCAGAGGUUUUAAAUGCAACUGUAGAUAAUUAUCUGAAAAGAAAUACGGGCCUCGAAAAUCCUAAAGUGUCCAAUAUUUCUAAAGCAAAGGAUAGCAUGUUGGUGAGAAAAGAGAGUAACUGUAUUAAUGUUGACAAGGAAAAUAUGUCAGAUCAGUCAAGGAAAGUGACUUUUGCCAAUGAUACUAUAUCUCCUAAAGUAACUGCUAGAAGAAAUUACAGUGUCAUAUCUAGACCCUCAGUGGAGUUGUGAAUAUUUAAGAUAUUGUUUUUAAAUUAUUAUUAAAUGUUUGAAUAUCAAAAAG
Molecule: messenger RNA, 1850 nt
Organism: Psylliodes chrysocephalus
Lineage: Eukaryota; Metazoa; Arthropoda; Insecta; Coleoptera; Chrysomelidae
Source: the annotation of a GenBank genome assembly